UUCAGCGUCGGCGCUCGCUCUGCUCUGUACAAGCUCACGCGCUUCAGAUCUGUCCCGGAAAUAAUAACAACAAUCAUCGAUAUAAUAAUAAAUAAUAAUAAUAAUAAUAAUAAUAAAGGUAGGGGAGAUGGCGGCUGAGCAGGAGGUGAUGAUCAAGCUGGAGAGCAUUAAAGAGAUCCGUAAUAAGACGGUGCAGAUGGAGAGGCUGAAGGCGCGUCUCCGCUCUGAGUUCUCCACGCUGGAGAGCGAGGAGAAACACCUGCGCGAGUACAAACAGGAAAUGGAGCUGCUGCUGCAGGAGAAGAUGGCGCACGUCGAGGAGCUCCGCCUCAUCCACUCCGACAUCAACGUGAUGGAGAACACCAUCAAGCAGUCGGAGUGUGAUCUGAGCAAGCUGCUGGAGUCGACUCGGAGGCUGCAUGAGGAGUACAAACCGCUGAAGGAUCACAUCGACACGCUGAGAGCCGCGCUCGGCCUGCGGAGACUUCCGGAACUCAGCCGCGAGGAGGAGCGGCUGUCCCUCGAUUACUUUGAGAAGCAGAAAGCCGAGUGGCAGACGGAACAUCCCGAUCCUCCAAUCCCAGAAUCCUUAGCGGCGGCGACAGCCCAACAGCUUCAUGCGGUGAGGAAACAAGACUCACGGCAACCGGCAACCGCGUUCCGACAGCAACCGCCACCCAUGAAGGCGUGUCUGUCGUGUCAUCAGCAGAUCCACCGGAACGCCCCGAUCUGCCCCCUGUGUAAAGCCAAAAGCCGCUCACGCAACCCCAAGAAGCCCAAGAGGAAACCCGACGAGUAACACACACACACACACACUCACGCACACAUACACACACUCACGCAUACACUCACUCACACACACACACACACACACAAAACACUACUAUCAUAUAAGGUAUUAAAGAAGACGGUGUUGUGGGAUGUGGAAACGGAGCGGCGCGGUGCAGGAGUGUAAAUAGUUUAAUAAUAACACUAACGUUACACACUAACGUCACACACUCGUCCUCUUGUUUCUCCUCUUUCUGUGUUUCAUCAUUUCACUUUUAGUUUUCUGUUGGACUUUUAGUUUUACUUGGAUUACUAAAAUUAAAUUAUUUUUUAAAAAAGUUUGUGUUGUAGUUAAAAACUCCCUCCUGUGGUGUGUGUUCUGAGUUGUGCGUGUGUGUGUGUGUGUGUGUGUGUGCUGGUGAUGUUUUUUUACUGCUAAUGAAGGAUUUUUUUUUUCUAUUUUUUUAAGUUUUUUUGUAGUAUUAAUAAGGGUUAUGUUUAUGUGUUAGUUUCUUCCUUGUGAAUAAAUGUUUAUAAUGUAUUUCUCUAAUGGCUGAAUUAAUAAUAUUUUUUAUUUCAUGUUUUAAAUGUAAGUUUUUUUUUUAUCUAAGUAUUCUUUUUUUCAGUAUUUGAAUAUGGAUGUAUUUUUUCUCUCCUCACUUCCUGACUUGUUUUCAGAACACGUGUAAGAUUAAAAGCUCUUUUAAAGCUUU
Molecule: messenger RNA, 1481 nt
Organism: Clarias gariepinus (North African catfish)
Lineage: Eukaryota; Metazoa; Chordata; Actinopteri; Siluriformes; Clariidae
Gene: zc4h2
Product: zinc finger, C4H2 domain containing
Exons: 5
Coding region: 128-799 (223 amino acids)
Biological process (GO): positive regulation of neuron differentiation
Cellular component (GO): nucleus
Source: RefSeq, a predicted model, not a curated record